This is a messenger RNA of Nymphaea colorata (pocket water lily), 1609 nucleotides long. RefSeq names its product actin-like. NCBI's taxonomy places the organism in Eukaryota, Viridiplantae, Streptophyta, Magnoliopsida, Nymphaeales, Nymphaeaceae. The record is from RefSeq and is a predicted model, not a curated record. The transcript has 5 exons. Gene Ontology annotation, cellular component: cytoplasm. The coding region runs from base 177 to 1310 and encodes 377 amino acids.
UUCACUUUCGUUGUGGUUCUCAUUUAAACGGUUGGGCGGGGGGGGAGUGCUCGGCUGUGCGUCUGCUCGUCUCUCGCUCUCUCCCUCUUUCUCUUUCUCUCUCGGCAAGAUCGUAGAGCGAAGGAAGAAGGAAGAGGAUUUUUUGGGUCUUCUCGGAAGGCAAUUAGAGUGUGAAGAUGGCAGAGAACGAGGAUAUUCAGCCUCUUGUGUGCGACAAUGGAACUGGGAUGGUCAAGGCUGGUUUUGCUGGUGACGAUGCUCCCAGAGCUGUUUUCCCUAGCAUUGUGGGUCGCCCACGUCACACUGGAGUCAUGGUUGGUAUGGGCCAAAAAGAUGCAUAUGUAGGUGAUGAAGCUCAAUCAAAGCGUGGUAUUUUAACUUUAAAAUACCCUAUUGAGCAUGGUAUUGUGACCAACUGGGACGACAUGGAGAAGAUCUGGCAUCAUACUUUCUAUAAUGAACUCCGAGUUGCUCCAGAAGAACACCCAGUGCUCCUUACUGAAGCACCUCUUAACCCCAAAGCAAAUCGUGAAAAGAUGACCCAAAUCAUGUUUGAAACAUUCAAUUCCCCUGCUGUCUAUGUUGCUAUCCAGGCUGUCCUCUCCCUCUAUGCUAGUGGUCGUACUACAGGUAUUGUGUUGGACUCCGGAGAUGGUGUCAGCCACACCGUUCCAAUUUAUGAAGGUUAUGCUCUCCCACAUGCAAUACUGCGUCUUGAUCUUGCUGGACGCGAUCUAACCGAUGCAUUGAUGAAGAUCCUGACUGAGAGGGGCUACUCUUUCACCACCACUGCUGAACGGGAAAUUGUGCGUGACAUGAAGGAAAAACUUGCUUACAUUGCUCUUGACUAUGAGCAGGAACUUGAGACUGCCAAGACAAGUUCCACAAUUGAGAAGAGUUAUGAGCUGCCCGAUGGUCAAGUUAUCACCAUUGGGGCUGAGCGCUUCCGUUGCCCGGAGGUGCUUUUCCAGCCUUCAAUGAUAGGAAUGGAAGCAGCAGGAAUUCAUGAGACCACAUAUAACUCAAUCAUGAAGUGCGAUGUGGAUAUCAGGAAGGAUUUGUAUGGAAACAUUGUCCUUAGUGGUGGGUCCACCAUGUUUCCAGGUAUUGCAGAUCGCAUGAGCAAGGAGAUCACUGCCUUGGCACCGAGCAGCAUGAAGAUUAAGGUGGUUGCACCACCUGAGAGGAAAUACAGUGUCUGGAUCGGUGGUUCUAUCUUGGCAUCCCUAAGCACAUUCCAGCAGAUGUGGAUCUCCAAGGCUGAGUACGAUGAGUCUGGGCCAUCAAUUGUGCACAGGAAGUGCUUCUGAUUGCUGCAAACAAGAAUGGGAGGUUACUACUAGAUGAAUUUGCUGAUUGGUUUUCGCUUUUCCAUUUCUGGUCAUGGAUAAUAUGUUGUAUGGAUGUCCCAAUGGAAAAUGUGGCCAAUUUUUUCUUUUUCUUCUGUUUUGCCUUUCAAUGAGUCGAAGGAAUUGCAUAAACUGGAUACUUCUGGGGAGGCGUCUUAAGUUGUUUCUGGUUUGGAUAAUAUGGUCUAGUUAUUUGUAUUCAGUUUAUUUCAAUCAAAAGCACCAAAAAAAUAAAUGAAUAUAUUGGUAUUCGGAGCACA